This is a messenger RNA of Saccostrea cuccullata (small rock oyster), 3036 nucleotides long. RefSeq names its product zinc finger and BTB domain-containing protein 34-like. Gene Ontology annotation, molecular function: RNA polymerase II cis-regulatory region sequence-specific DNA binding; protein binding; DNA-binding transcription factor activity, RNA polymerase II-specific. NCBI's taxonomy places the organism in Eukaryota, Metazoa, Mollusca, Bivalvia, Ostreida, Ostreidae. The record is from RefSeq and is a predicted model, not a curated record. Gene Ontology annotation, cellular component: nucleus. Gene Ontology annotation, biological process: positive regulation of gene expression; regulation of transcription by RNA polymerase II. The transcript has 5 exons. The coding region runs from base 150 to 2144 and encodes 664 amino acids.
UUUAAUCCAUAAAGAUUGCAAAUGGCCGACAGGACAAAGAGAAAAUCGUGAUACCAAAACAGUCAAAUUUAUAAAGAAAAGGAAGUCCAGGUUAUUUUAAAGCUCAGCAACUUAACGUUAGAAGAUAGUGGAAACCAAACAUCUCCAAAAUGAGUUAUCAAAAAAUGUACAUGAAUCAGAUCUACUCAAGCUCCACCAUGAGUUAUCUGACAAACAUGUGGAAAAAUCAGCUUCUGUGUGAUGCAGUCAUCAAAACAGGGACCAUCAAUACAAAGGCCCACAGACUUGUACUUAUAGCUGCCUGCCCCAUGCUGCAGCAUCUAGAAAAUGCAUCACUCGGAUCUCAUUUGGAAGUCAGAAUGGCUGCUGAUAUCAAGCAGUCUUCUGUCAUUUCUUUCCUGCGUUACCUAUAUGAGGGCUUUAUGACUCUCACAGAAGAAAACUGCAAAGACAUUGAAAAAAUGGGAAAGCUCUUACAAGUAGAAAGUGUUGUCAAAUGUUGCUCAGACUUUUAUAAGUGUUUAAGUGAGAAAACGGGCAUGAAAAUGGCAUCUGGACCUCAGAUGAAUUUCCAGGACAGUGUUGAGUUUCGUCAUGUGAGGACAUCAGAUUUUCAGAAAAUGGUACAGGAUGUCGGCGUGAAAAGAUCAGUUGAUUCCGCGAGUCCCAGUGGAAAGCGACCAAGGAUAUCACAACGAAUGGAUGAUAGAACCUCCAUGAGCCACAGCUAUAACUCGGACCCUUUUGAAAGGGGUAGAGGAUCUUCAGCAGCCGAUGUGGUAGAAAUUGUAGAAGACAGUUUGGAAGUAGUUCACAAAGAGCCGGCUCUGAGAGAUUCCGAAGGAUGGCCAAAAGAAUCAGACUUGCCCCCUAUUAGAACUUCACAAUCAAUAUCUGUAGCAUCUAGUCAAAUCUCUACAAAUUCAAAUGACAUUCAAAUAGUGAAUGUGGAAGAAGGAGAACCAAAGACUCUUGCUUCAAGUUCUUCAGCAGAUAUAAUUACACAUUCCUCUAGUUCCCGCCAUGAACCAUCACCUCAUCGAGAUCCACAAUCAUCAUCAUCAGACAGAGUGUCCUUUGAAUCUCCUAGUGCAAGACGUGACCAGCAGAGAUACUCAGACAUUUCAAAUUUUGGAAGUCAUCCAUCAGCACCUGUUCAUUCCCGCCCAUCAGAAUCGUAUUCACCAAGUUCAUCAAAGCGUCCUCAAGUACCCCCUCAAUCUCAUUCAACGCCAAAUAUAAAUCCUCCUCCUCUGUCAUCAUUCGCAUCAAAGAUGCCACCUCUUCAGCCAAAGCCUUUUGCUGUUGGUAGUGCUGUGCAGGCCGCCAGCAUACCUCAGCCCUCAUCCAUUAGACCAGCAGUCCCAAUCCCGGGCACCCUGACUGCAGUGCAGCCUGUAGGUGAACAGAGCCCAAGUUCCAGCUCUAGUCAGGACAGUCGAACGUCAGACAGGUUUCAAAAUAAAGGAGCCAGUGGAGGCAGCCAAGUAGUACAGCAGCAUGUAUCCAAUUCACAGACAAUUCAAAUAGUUGAGAAGCUCUUGGCUGGCGAAGGAACUUCAGAUCAAGGUGUCAAAGACACAAGUUCCUCAGACCUGGCUCCUGAUAUUAGUUUCAUCAAAGUGGAGGAGUCAGACACUGGUGGCUUAGACAUGUAUGUAGACAUUCCAGAUGAUGCGAAAGGAGGGCUCUUAAGUGGACAGGAAGAAGGUGAAGAGGAUACCGGAGAAAUUCCCAUCGAAUGGACGCGCGAUGAAUCCAACGAAGGCAGCAAUUUAAGUGGCGAUCAAAGCGGAACCAUGCUCGGUCAGGAAGGAGCAUUUCAAGGCUUUGGGAAUGAAAGUGGUCUGCACAUGGAUUCAAAUGUCUUGAAUUGUGAAUGUGGACGAAGGUUUGAAUCCAUAUCAACAUACGAACAUCAUUGUAAAUCAGAUCAUGGUGGACAGGUGCACCCCUUCAAGUGUCCGAUAUGUUUUAAGAGAAUUCAGCAUCUAACUAGCUUGAAGCGUCACAUGGCAGCUACGCAUUCUGAACAACGUCCUUACAGUUGCUCAUUGUGUCAAAAAACAUUUAAACGAAAAGAUGUGUUGACGCAGCAUUUGUAUUGUGUGCAUAAAAUAAAGAGAGGAAAGAUGUCCAUGUAGCCGUUUGAUAUAAGAAACAAUGACUUUUAAGUUUUCUUGUCAUUAAAAAAAUAUUUAAAGAAAUAGGUACAUGCAAUUAAAACAUACUUAAUUAUUAUCUACAAUAUAUGUGUAAAUAUUUUAUCUAAAUAUUUAUACACCCUUUGAAGAAGGGUGGAAUAUUGCUUUGUUGUCGUCUGUCAGUCGGUCGGCAUUUUUGUUGGUCCACCAUCAGUUUCCGUUCAUUUUCUUCGCAGAGGUUGCACAUAGUGAAAAAAAAAAUUGGUAAACAGAUUUAUCAUAUGAUAAAUAUGUCUAGGUUUCUGAUUUUUGGCACGAUAGAGCCAUUUUGGACAGAUGUAUGAUUCUUGGACUUCGAAUUUUUUCUAUUUAUUUGCAGUGUCUGUUCAUUUUCUUUGCAUAGGUUGCACAUAUUAAAAUGAAAUUUGGUAUGCAGUUUUAUCAUAAAAAUAUUUAGGUUAAGUUCUGAUUUGGGUAUGAUCGAGCCAUUUUGGACAGAGUUACGCUCCUUGCAAUAGAAACAUUCCAAGUACAUGUAUAUGCAGUUUCUGUUCAUUUUAUUUGCAUAGGAAGCACAUACUGAAAUGAAAUUCAGUAUACAGAUUUAUCACAAGAAUAUCUGUGUCAAGUUCUGAUUUGGGUACAAUCGAACCAUUUUUGACAGAAUUAUGUUCAUUGGACUGAAAAAAAUCUUAUUAUUUGGGGGAGGGGCAUAAAUGUUUUACAGACAUCUCUUGUUUUUAGUUUGAGGUCUUACUGUUUACCUUUUGUAGGAUCUGCGUUAGUGUCUAUGACUUUUAUUAGAUGUGAUAUGUACAUUUUUAAGCAAGUUGAAGAAAUUGUUGAGUAUGUGAAUAAGAAGUAGACUAAAUAAAAUCAACAUAUUUUUAAA